Molecule: messenger RNA, 1677 nt
Organism: Cotesia glomerata
Lineage: Eukaryota; Metazoa; Arthropoda; Insecta; Hymenoptera; Braconidae
Product: ATP-dependent DNA helicase pif1-like
Exons: 3
Coding region: 1-1677 (558 amino acids)
Biological process (GO): telomere maintenance; DNA repair
Molecular function (GO): DNA helicase activity
Source: RefSeq, a predicted model, not a curated record
AUGGCAUUGUAUGUUAGCGGAGAAGGUGGUACAGGAAAAAGUUUUCUAAUCAAUGUAAUUAAACGUUGGAUUAGAGAAGAAUUGAAUCUAGAAACGGUUGUAACAGCCCCUACUGGUAUUGCUGCUUUCAAUAUCAAUGGAUUGACUAUACAUCGAGUAUUUCAAUUGCCUGUCGAACACGGCUUCACACCAUCUUAUACGCAAUUAUCUGACAAUGUUCUAAAAGCAUUACGUGAUCAGUUACAAAACACAACGCUAUUUAUCAUUGAUGAGAUAUCAAUGGUCUCAAAUAUUACUCUGAUAUAUAUACAUUUAAGACUAGUAGAAAUUUUUGAUAUCGAUGAUUGGUUCGGAGGUAAACAUGUUGUUGUUUUUGGAGAUUUACUCCAACUCCCUCCUGUACAUGAAAAUCCAACUUAUGUCACAUUAUCAUCUGAAGAUGCUGAGAAGUAUGUUGGGUCAUUGUGUAGUGUUAAGUUAUGGACCGACUUAUUCUGUUAUGAAGAACUAAGAAUUAAUAUGAGACAAAAAACUGAUAAUAUUUAUGGUCAGCUGCUCUCUCGAGUACGAGUUGCUUCUAUGACUAAUGACGACAUCAAAUUAUUAGAGCAAAGAAAAAUUACUAUUGAUCCGUCUCUUUCGUAUGAUGAAAAAUUACAUGAAAUAUGUAAUUACAUUGAGAAAUUGCCGUCAGAUUCAGUCUGUUUGGUACCUACUUGUAAGCAAUGUGAUUUAAUAAAUUCAGUUAUGACGAGUAAAAUUUCUUCUGAAGAAAUUAUACUAACGGCUCGUGACCACUUAGAUUGCUAUAAAUCGUUGAUCAAAAAAGUAUCUGACACUUUAAAUAAAAUAGAAGACAAUGCUAGUCAAUCAGCUGGACUUGCUAAAACUAUAACAAUAAAAAUUGGUGCGAAAGUUAUGUUACGUCAAAAUAUUGAUGUUACUCUUGGUCUAGUAAAUGGUGCUAUAGGAACAGUUAAAUCAGUUUCCAAGUCGAUUGAUGGGAGUGAAAUACAAGCUAUCAAUAUAGACUUUGGUGCAGAUACCGAAUACGCUAUUGAGAAGAUUAAAGUCAAAUUUCAAUUAUUUGAAAGAGCUUUUGUUGUAAGAGAACAUUUUCCAUUAUGCUUGAGUUAUGCAGUGACUAUUCAUAAGAGUCAAGGCUUAAGUCUAAAAAAUGCUAUCAUUGAAGCGAGGAACACCAUUUUUAAUGUUGGUCAAAUUUAUGUAGCUCUAUCUCGUGUAACAGAGUUACGUGGAUUACAUUUAAUCAAUUUUGAUCCUCAUUUCAUUAAAGCAAGCUCUUCAGCAAUUAAAGAAUAUAAUCGUUUAAGAAAAAUUUAUCGGUCUGAUUUACCUACUAUACCAAUUCCUGAUACACGGUGGCAAAAAGUUUGGGACAUGAUUUGGGCAGUUGAAAAACAUUCUAUUCAAAUUGAACCCAAAAAUGCGAAAAAAGCUUCUCUUAAUUUAUUAGAAUUUCGAGUUCAUGUCGAAAAAAAGCUUCAGGAGUUAGUGAAGCAACAAACAAAUGCUCGUAAUGAUCCUAGUGCUGAUGUAAGUGACCGUGAAGACAACUAUAGUGACAAUAAUGACAACAAUGAUCAGGCUGAUAAUGAUAGUAAUACAACUGCCACGGAUCUCCCAUUAUCCUUAUCAUUCCGUAAGUUUUUUUAA